AUGGUCGCCAAAACUCGUGGCGGCGCACAGCCAUCCCCAAAGAAACUCAAGUUUCACGAUAAACUCGUAGGCAAGGGGCUCUCGACAGACACACUUCUCAAGAAGCUCAAGACGCUGCACACCGAGCUUGCAGAUCUUGACCAGGAGACGGUCGACACUUCGACCCUCGGAGGACCACGCAAAGAACUUAUCCACCAGACAAUCCUUCUCCACAAAGAUCGGGGCGUUAAGGCUUAUGCAGCCUGCUGUCUUGCCGAUCUGCUCAGGCUAUACGCGCCAGACGCACCAUACACCCACCACGAGCUUCGCGACAUCUUCCAGUUCUUCUUCCGUCAACUCUCCGCUGGUCUCACCGGCCCAGACGCGCCCUACUACAAUGAAUACUUCCACCUACUCGAGUCACUGUCGACUGUCAAGAGUGUCGUGCUUGUUUGUGAUCUACCAAACUCAGACGAGCUCAUGGUCGACAUCUUCAGGAGCUCCUUCAACCUCGUCCGCCUUGAUCUCGCGAAGAAAGUCGAAAUGUUCUUGGCGGAUAUUCUCGUUGCGUUGAUUGAUGAGUCUCAUACCCUGCCAUCUGAGUUGUUGGAGACUAUUUUGGCGCAAUUUAAGGACAGGAAGUCGGGGCUGGACAACCCAGCAUACCGUCUCGCAGUUCAAGUCUGCAACGCCACGGCCGACAAACUCCAACGCCACGUCUGCCAAUACUUUACCGACAUCAUCCUCGCCCACACCUCCACCCUUUCCUCCAGCCAUCGCGCCUCCUCCCGGGACUCGUCACCCCCCGACUCUGAAUCCACCCUCGCCGACCUCCGUUCCGCACACUCCUUGAUCAAACAACUCAACCGGUCCUGUCCGUCCCUAUUACACAACGUCAUCCCACAAUUGGAGGAGGAGUUGAAGGUGGAGGACGUACCAUUGCGGACGAUGGCGACGCAGGUGUUGGGUGAGAUGUUUGGGGACGGGAAGGCAGGGAGUGAUUUGGCGAGGAAGUAUCCGACCACUUGGAAUAUGUGGUUGAUGAGGAAGAAUGAUAAGGUUGUGGGCGUGCGACUGGCGCUUGUGGAGGCUGCGAAGGGCUUGAUUGCGAAUUUGCCAGAGUUGAGGGAGCAGGUCGAGGAGGCGUUGCAGACAAAGAUGUUUGAUCCGGACGAAAAGGUUCGCGCGGCGACCUGCAAAGUAUACUCACAUCUCGACUAUGAAACUGCACUCCAUCACGUCUCGAAAGGCACAUUACAAGUCGUCGUGGGUCGUGGUCUUGACAAGAAGCAUUCCGUCCGCGUAGAGGCCAUGAACAGCGCAGGAAAACUCUAUAGCCUCGCCUUUCCUGAGAUCGAAGCAGGGGAUCCGGCAGCCAUCCAACAAUUCGCUUGGAUCCCACAGGCGAUCCUUCAAAUGAUCUCUACGACGGCGGAAGUCAAAGCCGCCGCCGAACAAGUCCUCGCCGAAUACAUCUUCCCGCUUCCUUCCCUAGCCUCUUCCAAGACCGUGCAUGGUGGCGCUGCAGGGGAUGUGGAUGAGGUGGCGUGGACGGAUCGGUUGUUGCUCAUUAUGCGGUUCUUGGACGAGGGUGCGGUGGGUGGGUUGUUGAAUUUCUCGGGCAUCAAGGCGGUCCGGCCAACGGUGUAUGAACGGUUCAUUGACGCUUGCGAGGCUAAUAACGGCGGCGUGAUCGACGACAACGAGGAUAAUGUGAUCAGAAUGUUGAACCUUGUUAUUCAGAGAUUGGCAGCAACAUUCACGGACCCGCAGAGAGCGACGGACGAUCUACAGACGUUCGCAAAGAUGAACGAGAAGAGGCUAUAUAAGCUUCUUAGGACGGUGAUGGAUCCACAAACGGAUCUGAAGACGCUGGUGAAAACUACCAACGAAGUCCUCAAACGAAUCGACGCCUCCUCGCCCUCCAUCCUCCCCACUUUCACAACCUUCCUCCGCCGCUCCUCCCUCCGCCUCAUCAACCAAUCCUCAAUCCCUACCCUCCUCAAGCGCAUGCAGAACCCUUCCUCCAGAUCUUCACACUCCGAGUCCCAUUCAGCCCAGGCGGCGGCGAAGAACGCACAGGCAGUACUGAUCUACGUGUCAAAGCACCUUCCACAGCUCUAUAAGCCCCACAUCGCCGAACUCACCAAGGGAAUAGCUCUCUCCAACGACAAACCAUCGUCAACUCGUAACAGCCGAAACCACACCGCGGGUACCGCACUUCCGGAUGAAGAAAAGAUGAAGACUGUGGAGGUGUGUCUGCAGGCGUUAGCGUGCGUGGGCGCGUGGGACGAGAAGGUCGUGCACGGGCUGGCGGACAGGGAUAAGAGGACAGGGGAGAGGGUGAGGAAGUAUGUCGUUGAAGGGAAUGAGAGGUGUGCGAAGUUUGCGGCGAGGUUGGUUGCGAGGAUGAGGGGCGCGGAAGGUGUUUGUGGCGCGCUUGUGAACACUAUCGCUGAUGCGCUGGAAGACGUGGACGAGGAGAAGCUGGUGGCACACAUCGCUGUCCUUUCAGAGUUUGCGCAUGUUGCGCCGGAUGCAUUUGAAGAGCAGAGCGAGGCCAUCAUGACGUUCCUUGUCAAGAAGGUCCUCAUGACGCCUGCGCCCAUGGACCCGAAUGACAUGGACACCGACACGGAAUGGGUGGAAGAUGAGAAUAUGACGCCUUCCCUCCGUGCGAAGUUGUUGGCGUUGAAGGUCUGCCGAAAUCGGUGUAUGGCACACGCUGAGGACGAGACAGCACUGGAUAUUGCGAGUCCGGUGUUGAAGAUGUUCCUUACGCUGUUGGAGCAUUCGGGGUCGUUGACGGCUGAUGCGCAGGACGACCCGAAGGUCAAGUCGAGGAUGCGGCUCCAGGCUGCGGUGUCGUUGUUGCAUCUUUCGACGAUGACGAAGUACUCGAAUUAUGUUUCAACCAAUUUCGUGUUGUUGGCUCUGACGAUCCAGGACCCGUGCUACGAAGUUCGGCACGGAUUCCUCCAGAAGGCUAUUAUGUUGCUGAAGAAACUGCCCGCCCACUUCAACCUCAUCCCAUUCUUGACUGUACACGAUCCCGAGGCGGAUGUGAAGACUAUGGUAUGCCUUUGUUCCCUUCGCUCUCUUCACUUCUUCAUGUACUUCGCAAAAGCUUACGUCUCCUACGCCUUCCGUUCCUCACCUCAAUCCGUCAAAGUCGACAACUUCGAGAUGAUUUUCGUCCGGUUCUUACAUCUUUUGGCGCACCAUCCGGAUUUCGCGCUCACACAGGAGGGGUUGCAUGAUAUGGCAAAGUACAUCGACUUUUACCUCGAGCUCAUCUCCACAGCGGAUAAUGUCUCGUUACUGUAUCAUCUCGCCGGGAAAGCGAAGACGGUCAGGGACUCGGAGUCGCAUGUCUAUAGCGAGAACCUAUAUGCACUGAGCGAGCUCGCGCAGCACGUCAUCAAACAGCGGGCACAAUCUCACUCGUGGACGCUACAGAGUUAUCCGGGCAAGGUCAAGCUGUUUUCCGAUAUCUUGAGGCCAUUGCCGAGCCCUGAAUCUGUCAAUGAGAUCCUGAAGCAUGUGUACUUGCCGGCGGAGACAAUGGAAUGGUUGAAGGAACAGGGCAAGGCUUUGAGAGCCGCUGCGAUCGCGGACGGCAAGGUUUGUGGUUUAUAA
Messenger RNA from Stereum hirsutum FP-91666 SS1, 3618 nucleotides. Its product is annotated as cohesin-associated protein Pds5. The record is from RefSeq and is a predicted model, not a curated record. The coding region runs from base 1 to 3618 and encodes 1205 amino acids. Gene Ontology annotation, cellular component: nucleus; chromatin. The transcript has 19 exons. Gene Ontology annotation, biological process: mitotic sister chromatid cohesion; DNA repair. Lineage: Eukaryota; Fungi; Basidiomycota; Agaricomycetes; Russulales; Stereaceae.